Molecule: messenger RNA, 1043 nt
Organism: Aspergillus ruber CBS 135680
Lineage: Eukaryota; Fungi; Ascomycota; Eurotiomycetes; Eurotiales; Aspergillaceae
Product: 5'/3'-nucleotidase SurE
Exons: 2
Coding region: 33-932 (299 amino acids)
Molecular function (GO): nucleotidase activity
Source: RefSeq, a predicted model, not a curated record
GUACGGUGCAUUGUACAGGGUACUUGUACAAUAUGCAGCUACCCCUCCUGGCCCUAUUUCCGCUGGCGGUCAGCGCCGUCAACAUCGUCUCUUCCAACGACGAUGGCUGGGCCGAGGCUAAUAUCCGUGCGCUGUACGAUUCGUUAACGGCCGAUGGACAUUCGGUUCUUCUUUCUGCGCCGGCAGACAACCAAAGUGGCAAAGGAUCGCUGGACGAUGCCCCAUCGAACCGUGAUGAUGCCUGCGAGUACGACAGCUGCCCAGCCAACAGCGGCCCAUAUGGACACAAUGUGACCGAUUCGAAUCAGAACUGGGUGAAUUCCUACCCGCUGACCUCGAUGCGCUACGGAAUCGACAACUUCUCUCCGACCAUCUUCAAUGGAGCCCCCGAUCUGGCCGUCUCCGGGCCCAACGUCGGCUCGAACCUGGGUGUUACUGUGUUCUUCUCCGGCACUGUUGGUGCCGCGAGCUACGCUGCGCAUAACGCUGGUAUCCCAGCGCUGGCAUUCUCGGGCAAGAGCGGCGAUCCCACCGCUUGGAACGCCAGCAGUUCCUAUCCGCUAACUAGCCAAGUCUAUGCGCAGCUGGCGACAAAGGUGACGGACAGGGUUUUGAAAGCAGGCACUCCCUAUCUUCCUGAGGAUGUAUGGUUGAACGUCAACUUCCCGGAAGUCAGUGAGUCAAAGUGCUCUAGUGCAGAGGAUUUCAAGUUUGUACUCUCGCGGAUCUUUGAUCAUGUGCCGCUGGUGUCGGACGAUGAUAUCGAAAUCUGCGGAGAUGACUAUUUGCCCAGUGAGACCAGCGUCGUCGACACGGAUGGAUGCUAUGCGAGUAUCUCGGUGGGCAAUGCGGAGAGUAAGCGGGAUGCUAAUGCGACAAUGCAGGGAGUGGUUCAUGGUAAGCUGGGGGAUUUGUUGACUUGUCUGCCCUGAUGUAUAAGCCUGUAAGUAGCUCAAGUCUUUACGUAUAUUUUCGCGCUAUUAGAUAGAAUUUGCAGGGUCUGCAACACAAUUCAAGGAAAGCUCCAGUCACUCGAAUUGACU